Plasmopara halstedii is the source of this 174-nucleotide messenger RNA. RefSeq lists its product as uncharacterized. The coding region runs from base 1 to 174 and encodes 57 amino acids. Lineage: Eukaryota; Oomycota; Peronosporomycetes; Peronosporales; Peronosporaceae. The record is from RefSeq and is a predicted model, not a curated record. The transcript is spliced from 2 exons.
AUGACGUAUGUACGUAUUACACAGUUGACUCCCGGGUUUGGAGGAAACCUUGGGAGUUUCAAGAUGAAUUUGAUUCCCUGUGCCCCGCUAGCUAUUUCAUCACGAGAAGAUCGCGCGCGAAAACUUGCAGCAACGAGCAAUGUUCCUGUUACCGAGGCCAAGUCUUUAGCAUAA